This is a messenger RNA of Symphalangus syndactylus (siamang), 3628 nucleotides long. RefSeq names its product CD276 molecule (gene CD276). NCBI's taxonomy places the organism in Eukaryota, Metazoa, Chordata, Mammalia, Primates, Hylobatidae. Gene Ontology annotation, biological process: regulation of cytokine production; T cell receptor signaling pathway. Gene Ontology annotation, cellular component: external side of plasma membrane. The record is from RefSeq and is a predicted model, not a curated record. Gene Ontology annotation, molecular function: signaling receptor binding.
UUCGGGCCAGGCCUCGCUGCGGCGGCGACUGAGCCAGGCUGGGCCGCGUCCCCGAGUCCCAGAGUCGGCGCGGCGCGGUGAGUGCUGGCGUGGCGCGGGCGGCGCGGGGUGGGGCGGCCUUUGUCUGCUGCGGGCAGGGCCCGGAUCCCGCGGAGGUCCGCACGUUCCCGCGCAGGGCUGCAGGAGCUGAGCAGGGGCGCCUUCCCUGCGGGCUCCUGCUCCCCUGCCCUCCCCCGGGUCCGGGCGGCCCCCCGCGCACAGGAGUCCCGGGAACCGCGGGCGCCCCUCCUGCCCUGGGCUGUGGGGCCCGCGGAGAGCUGGGGGCGCCCGGAUCCUACCCCGCCCGCCUUUCCUUGGGUUGAGAGGGGCCCGGGCGCCGUCGGACCUGCAGACCCUGGAAGCUGCGGAUCGGGCCGGGCAGGGGCAGCCUUCCACCACGGGGAGCCCAGCUGUCAGCCGCCUCACGGGAAGAUGCUGCAUCGGCGGGGCAGCCCUGGCAUGGGUGUGCACGUGGGUGCAGCCCUGGGAGCACUGUGGUUCUGCCUCACAGGAGCCCUGGAGGUCCAGGUCCCUGAAGACCCAGUGGUGGCACUGGUGGGCGCCGAUGCCACCCUGCGCUGCUCCUUCUCCCCCGAGCCUGGCUUCAGCCUGGCACAGCUCAACCUCAUCUGGCAGCUGACAGAUACCAAACAGCUGGUGCACAGCUUUGCCGAGGGCCAGGACCAGGGCAGCGCCUAUGCCAACCGCACGGCCCUCUUCCCGGACCUGCUGGCACAGGGCAACGCAUCCCUGAGGCUGCAGCGCGUGCGUGUGGCAGACGAGGGCAGCUUCACCUGCUUCGUGAGCAUCCGGGACUUCGGCAGCGCUGCAGUCAGCCUGCAGGUGGCCGCUCCCUACUCGAAGCCCAGCAUGACCCUGGAGCCCAACAAGGACCUGCGGCCUGGGGACACGGUGACCAUCACGUGCUCCAGCUACCGAGGCUACCCUGAGGCUGAGGUGUUCUGGCAGGAUGGGCAGGGUGCGCCCCUUACUGGCAACGUGACCACGUCGCAGAUGGCCAACGAGCAGGGCUUGUUUGACGUGCACAGCGUCCUGCGGGUGGUGCUGGGUGCGAAUGGCACCUACAGCUGCCUGGUGCGCAACCCCGUGCUGCAGCAGGACGCGCACGGCUCCAUCACCAUCACACCCCAGAGAAGCCCCACAGGAGCCGUGGAGGUCCAGGUCCCUGAGGACCCGGUGGUAGCCCUGGUGGGCACUGAUGCCACCCUGCGCUGCUCCUUCUCCCCCGAGCCUGGCUUCAGCCUGGCGCAGCUCAACCUCAUCUGGCAGCUGACAGACACCAAACAGCUGGUGCACAGUUUCACCGAGGGUCGGGACCAGGGCAGCGCCUAUGCCAACCGCACGGCCCUCUUCCCAGACCUGCUGGCACAGGGCAACGCAUCCCUGAGGCUGCAGCGCGUGCGUGUGGCAGACGAGGGCAGCUUCACCUGCUUCGUGAGCAUCCGGGAUUUCGGCAGCGCUGCAGUCAGCCUGCAGGUGGCCGCUCCCUACUCGAAGCCCAGCAUGACCCUGGAGCCCAACAAGGACCUGCGGCCUGGGGACACGGUGACCAUCACGUGCUCCAGCUACCGAGGCUACCCUGAGGCUGAGGUGUUCUGGCAGGAUGGGCAGGGUGCGCCCCUUACUGGCAACGUGACCACGUCGCAGAUGGCCAACGAGCAGGGCUUGUUUGACGUGCACAGCGUCCUGCGGGUGGUGCUGGGUGCGAAUGGCACCUACAGCUGCCUGGUGCGCAACCCCGUGCUGCAGCAGGAUGCACAUGGCUCUGUCACCAUCACAGGGCAGCCUAUGACAUUCCCCCCGGAGGCCCUGUGGGUGACUGUGGGGCUCUCUGUCUGUCUCGUUGCACUGCUGGUGGCCCUGGCUUUCGUGUGCUGGAGAAAGAUCAAACAGAGCUGUGAGGAGGAGAAUGCAGGAGCUGAGGACCAGGACGGGGAGGGAGAAGGAUCCAAGACAGCCCUGCAGCCUCUGAAACACUCUGACAGCAAAGAAGAUGAUGGACAAGAAAUAGCCUGACCAUGAGGACCAGGGAGCUGCUGCCCCUCCCUACAGCUCCUACCCACUGGCUGCAAUGGGGCUGCACUGUGAGCCCUGCCCCUAACAGAUGCAUCCUGCUCUGACAGGUGGGCUCCUUCUCCAAAGGAUGCAAUACACAGACCACUGUGCAGCCUUAUUUCUCCAAUGGACAUGAUUCCCAAGUCAUCCUGCUGCCUUAUUUCUUAAGACACAAUACACAGACCACCCACAACCUUAUUUCUCUAAGUCAUCCUGCCUGCUGCCCUAUUUCACAGUACAUACAUUUCUUAGGGACACAGUACACUGACCACAUCACCACCCUCUUCUUCCAGUGCUUCGUGGACCAUCUGGCUGUCUUUUUUUCUCCAAAAGAUGCAAUAUUCAGACUGACUGACCCCCUGCCUUAUUUCACCAAAGACACGAUGCAUAGUCACUCCUGGCCUUGUUUCUCCAAUGGCUGUGAUACAUUAGUGAUCAUGUUCAGCCCUGCUUCCACCUGCAUAGAAUCUUGUCUUCUCAGACAGGGACAGUGCGGCCUCAGCAUCUCCCGGAGUCUAGAAGCUGUUUCCUCUCCCCUCCUUCCUCCUCUUGCUCUAGCCCCAAUACUGGCCUUUUUCCUCCCUGCCCCAGGUGAAGACAGGGCACUCUGCGCCCACCACAUGCACAGCUGUGCAGAGAGACCUGCAGGUGCACGUGCUGGAACACGUGUGGUUCCCCCCUGGCCCAGCCUCCUCUGCAGUGCCCCUCUCCCCCGCCCGCCCUCCCCACGGAAGCAUGUGCUGGUCACACUGGUUCUCCGGGGGUCUGUGAUGGGGCCCCUGGGGGUCAGCUUCUGUCCCUCUGCCUUCCCACCUCUUUGUUCCUUUCCUUUCAUGUAUCCAUUCAGUUGAUGCUUAUUGAGCAACUACAGAUGUCAGCACUGUGUUAGGUGCUGGGGGCCCUGCGUGGGAAGAUAAAGUUCCUCCCUCAAGGACUCCCCAUCCAGCUGGGAGACGGACAACUAACUACACUGCACCCUGCGGUUUGCAGGGGGCUCCUGCCUGGCUCUCUGCCCCACACCUCCUCUGUGCUCAAGGCUUCCUGGAUACCUCACCCCCAUCCCACCCCUAAUUCUUACCCAGAGCAUGGGGUUGGGGCGGAAACCUGGAGAGAGGGACAUAGUCCCUCGCCACAGCUAGAGAAUCUGGUGGUGUCCAAAGUGUCUGUCCAGGUGUGGGCAGGUGGGCAGGCACCUAGGCCCUCCGGACCUUUCAUAGCAGCAGAAGAGGCAGAGCCUGGGGCAGGGCCAGGAGUGCUUUGGGGACACCGAGGGGACUGCCCCCUACCCCACCAUGGUGCUAUUCUGGGGCUGGGGCAGUCUUUUCCUGGCUUGCCUCUGGCCAGCCCCCGGCCUCUGGUAGAGUGAGACUUCAGACGUUCUGAUGCCUUCCGGAUGUCAUCUCUCCCUGCCCCAGGAAUGGAAGAUGUGAGGACUUCUAAUUUAAACGUGGGACUCGGAGGGAUUUUGUAAACUGGGGGUAUAUUUUGGGGAAAAUAAAUGUCUUUGUAAAAA